GAGGGGAUGAGAGAGAGGGAGGGAGGGAGGAAGACUUUUUAUUUCCAAUUCCAACCUCUGUCCUUCACUCGUUUUCUGAUUUUGACCCGGAAUACAGGCUGGAAUUAAGCCGACUUUCCCUGAAAUGCACGCACAUCACCGGUAAUAACAGACUGGAUUUAUAUAAUUAAUGGACUAAUAGACAACACAGAACACCUUUUCCAGUAAAGGAUUCAACCUAAAGGUCCACUGGUCGUCAUGCUGUAAUUGUUGGAUCUAAACUCAGUAAAUACACCUUCCACACUAGGUUUAAACCUACUGUUCCACGAGUUGGCUAACAGACACCCUUGCCUCCAAUUUUUCAUGAUGUGACUGGAUCUAGAGGUGACCAUCUCACCUACUAUGAUGGAAUCUGGUCUGUCACCUUUCACAGACCCUCUCCACCUCAAUAACAGCAACAACAGCUGGAGCGGCCUCCCCGAUGGUGAUUCACUGAGGAGCAAUCACACCCUGACCCUGCAUGAGCGCUUUCACAAUGCCCUGCUGGGGGUCUUUCUGGGACUUCUUUCUCUCCUCACAGUCAUAAUGAACCUGCUCGUCCUCUACGCCGUGAAGAAAGAGAAGAGCCUCCACACUGUUGGGAACCUCUACAUUGUCAGCCUGUCUGUGGCAGAUCUAAUCGUGGGGACCACAGUUAUGCCUCUAAAUUUGGUGUAUUUGUUGGAGGAUGAAUGGAAGCUGGGGCGGGCUGUCUGCCAGUUUUGGCUCAUUAUGGACUACGUGGCUAGCACAGCCUCAAUUUUCAGCUUGUUUAUCCUGUGUUUGGAUCGGUAUCGCUCUGUCAGACAGCCGCUUAAGUACCUGAAAUAUCGCACGCGGGGAAAAGCCAGCGUGAUGAUUUCGGGUGCCUGGCUGCUGUCGAUGAUGUGGAUUAUUCCUAUUUUAGGAUGGAGGUCUUUUACUCAUGUAGACCUUAAACCCGAGGAGGAGAACAAGUGUGACACAGAUUUCCGCUUUGUCACAUGGUUUAAGGUUAUUACUGCUGUCUUCAACUUCUAUGUACCCUCAAUUUUGAUGCUUUGGUUUUACACACACAUCUACUUGGCAGUAAGGCAACAUCUGAGGGACAGAGAGAGAAUCAUUCAUCCAACAGAUUCAUUUGGGGAAAAUGAGAAUGGACAAAAUGCUCAAACACCCGUGAAAAGUGACUCCAAAUCACCCAAGAGGGAAUGUGAGGUUCCACUGACACUCUCUAAAAAACAACGGCUGUUGGACCAGAACACCCUAGAUCAGACAUAUUCCCUUGAGGAUGGCAAUAAAACUAAAACCGCUUCAUCUAGAUCUCACAGAAAAAUUGGUGUAAAGUGCCAGCAGACGUCAUUUCUUGCCAUGACAACAAAACGACUCAGAAUGGCAAAAAAGGCCAAAAGGUGCUCCUUGUCUCCUGAGGAGAAGCAGUCAGACAUUGAGAUUCCCCUGAGUCGACCUUCGGUGCCACAGGACGUAAUUUGCUCAGAGGGGAAUAACGAGAACAAACUUCAGGCAUCUUUAAAUGAAUGUCACGUCACAGUGCCAAACUCAGUGAGCGGUGUCUGUGAUAUCAGUCAGGUUUCAGACAUGCAGAGAUAUACCUCUGUGCUCUACAACAAUUAUGACCCCAGUCAGGCUCUGCCUUGGACUGAGGAAGGGGUUGAAGAUGACAAACUGGACCCGGCUAAUGCGGUGACCCUGAGACAGACUUGGCAAAAGUUUAUUGACCAAUCACGUCAGCGUAUCCAAAGUCUGAGGAUCCAUAAGGAGCAUAAGGCAGCCAAGCAGUUGGGCUUUAUAAUUGCUGCUUUCUUGUUGUGUUGGAUACCGUACUUCAUUGCUUUCAUGGUCAUGGCGUUCUGUAAAGAAUGCGUGCACCAUGACCUACACAUGUUUACCAUAUGGUUAGGUUACAUCAACUCCACUCUCAACCCUUUUAUAUACCCGCUCUGCAAUGGGAACUUCAAACGAGUCUUCAAAAAUAUUCUGAACAUUCGUUUGUGACAAAGCCUAGCAGAACAAAAUCAUAGGUAUCUAAAUGCUGUUGAUAUUCACAGAUAAGAACAGGAAAACUGUUGCAUCAAUUAAAUUAAAUUAAACAUCCUUGCAAGGGUGAGCUUUAGAUUAAACUGUAAAUGUAUUUUGAGCAUCAUUUAUUUCUGUUUGUUCUUAGAUCUUAUUUUUGUAACUUACUGCCCUCCGAUUCAGACUCAUGGCAACAGUUGAGGAUAAUGUUUGAAUUUGAUGUUAUUUAUUUUGUCUAUGUUAUGCUAACGAUAAUAAAAUGAGUCUAGGACCAGAGUCCUUUAAACUCAAAAGAAUUUGAUCUUUCACCCUCGGAAACGGGAGCAUGAAUCUACUGUCGUGGCCCUGGUCCAGAAUGGAGUAAGGGGCUGGUAAAGGAAAUGUGUUUUUAAAGAAAAUCUUUUUUAUUUAUUUAUUUUUGUGCACUAUCAAUAGAUAGAACCAGAGAUGUGACAUGAUACAGUAUGGUCCUGAAAU
Molecule: messenger RNA, 2511 nt
Organism: Dicentrarchus labrax (European seabass)
Lineage: Eukaryota; Metazoa; Chordata; Actinopteri; Moronidae
Gene: hrh1
Product: histamine receptor H1
Exons: 2
Coding region: 382-2013 (543 amino acids)
Biological process (GO): adenylate cyclase-activating adrenergic receptor signaling pathway
Cellular component (GO): plasma membrane
Molecular function (GO): G protein-coupled acetylcholine receptor activity
Source: RefSeq, a predicted model, not a curated record